GCGGGCGGGAGGGCGAGCGGGCGAGCGGACGGCAAGGGCCGGGCUGCCGGCCUGCGGCCGAGCGAGCGCAGCGGAGGCGCUGGCGCUGGGCAUUUCUGUGACUCCUUUCUCCUCCCGAGCGAGGAAGGAAGGAAGGAGAGAAGGAAGGAAGGAAGCGAAGAAGGAGGGGACUGUCUCCAUGGAAGGUUCAGGCGGAGGCGCCCUCGCCUUGCGGGUGCACCGGCCGCAGAGCGGCUCCAGCCGCCGCCGGCUGGCCCCCGGCGCUUGGAGACGGAUUGGUGAAUUCACCUGAGAAAUUGAGAUUCAAGAUUAUGAGAAGUUGUGACUAGGACCAGAAGCAGGUAUCCAGGUGAAGUCUGUGAGUUUUGUCAAAGCCAACGAUAAUCAGACCUACUUGAAAGAUUAAGUGAAUUGAUUUCAUUGGAACAUUCUCUCAACAGCCAGCCAGUAGUGUUGAGCAUCAACCUCAAAGCCCUACUCCUGUUAGACAAGCACCCUGUCACUCAGUGACAUUCCAGCCCCAAAGGAUUUUUAUUAGGACUGUCUCCAGCAAAUUCCAUUUCUUUAAGUGAUACAUGAGAAGGAAUGAACAUGAAAUUCCAAAUGACAUCUGUCAACGUGGAACCACUGAAAUUGUGUCAACUGAUGCCGUUUGAGGACCUGGACAUUUUGACUAACUGCUUUGCCUACCAUAUUGUUGUGAUCUCCUAGAGCGGAUAAGUGAUGAUUUACAUAGGUGUCAAAAACACCAGCAUUACACCAGAAAGCCCGUGUUGGGCAUUGAUCACUAAUGUUGACUAAACCCCAACUGGGAAUUCAAAGCGCACACACUCUAAUGUUUACAUUUCCUUGAGAGGCAAGAUUGCUUUAAAUCACAUACGACUGAUUAAUCAAAAUGACACUUUGUUUCCAGACUCUUCAUUGUUUAAAUUUUAAAUAGCACUUAGGAUCAUUAGUGCUUGUAUGUUAACCGAUUAGGCAGAUUUGAGACUUGAUCAGAUGGACUCAAAUCUGGUUAAAGUACAUGUGUCUAAAUCUGAUUUUUUUUAACCCUUUGGAUGCUCAACAGAAUCUUCAUCCAACACUAUAGUAGACUGCAGAAGGUUGGGGUGUGGGGUCUGCCAGCCUAAGUUAUCUGUGUCCAAGAAUAUGUCAAAUAUAUUUUCCAUGCCUCCUGCUGAGACUUGACAGUAGCUGGAAACUUGACCAUGUCUCAAAGAUAAUAUAAUUUGUCCAUAUUACUUCAUACUGUUCAUACACAAUUUCUUAGAGAAGGAAAAAUAACGUGUUUCUAUUGAAUUCUAUUGUUUACACGCACUUUCUCUGUUGCAAUUGUAAAACCUUCUAGAAUCAAUAUGCUAUAGUUAAAGAUUCAGAAAGAGGAAAAUACUUGGGUGGUUUCCUUUUUUCUUUUUUCUUUUCUUUUUUUUUUUUUUUUGUAGACCUGAAACUAAUUAGUUUUUCUAGUUGUGCUGUCCAAACAUGAUUAUAAAGUACAAAUAGAUUCAAUUUUGGAAAUGUUUCCUAACAGUGCUUACUAUGCUUCUUGCAAUAUCCCCCCUUUCUGAGAUGUGUGUUCAUAUUUUUUUUAAUGUGGCUGAGAGAAGAAAAGAACAAGUACUUCAUGGUGGCAGUGAUGCUAGUGACCAAAAAUUUGCCUAGAAAAAAAGCAAGCAAACAAACUAGAUACUUCCUUCAGAGAGGACACAAGUUUAUAUGUUAGCUUUCUAAACCAAAGAGGGCCACUAAGUAGGCUCGAAAAUGUCAUGUCUAGAUUGAAGUAAAAAUAAAAUUCUUGGGCUAGCGAGAGAUCAGCGGGGCAGGUCCAAAGCACCUUGCACUUUCAUGCUCAUGUCCGAGGGUUUAGAAGGCUCCUCUUUGGAUACCAAACAAGAAAGGUUUUUGUGCAUGUUUUGGAUACCCACUCAUGAGUGAAUUCAUACCCAUUCCUUAGUUCAUCUACUCUUUCACAUUUAUAUAUUUAUCUACUAGUGAAAAAUAUGCACCAAUUUUCUACUAUACUUAUCAUUGUAAUAUGCUCUGUGGUGUGUUCAAAUGCUCUCUCUCUCUCUCUCUCUCUCUCUCUCUCUCUCUCUCUCUCUCUCUCUCUGUGUGUGUGUGUGUGUGUGUGUGUGUGUAAAAUGCUUAUGCAUGAGUGUGCCCUUCGAAGUCUAGAGCAAGACUUUAAGUGUCUUCCCAUGUCAUUUUCUGCCUUAUUUUGUUUAGACAAGAUCUCUCACUGAACCAGAAGCUUCAUAUUUAGGCUAGACUGGAUUUCCAGAAAAUUCUCCAGAUCUGCCCUCUCUGCCUCCUAAUGCUGGGGUUUACAGACAUCUGCAGCCAAGCCUGGCUUUUUACUUAGGGAUUCACCGUUCAAAGUCACAUCCUUCUGUUUAUAAAGCCAGCACUCUUAAGCACUGAGCCAUCUCCCCAAUGUCACAAAUGACUUUGUGAUUUUCAGUCAGUUUGCUUCAUAAGUGGUUGAGCUUACAGUACAUGGUUAAUUUAAUUAAGCAAAGAGUUUAUAUUUCAGAGGAUUAAUAAUGGUUCGUGUUUCUAAAACCUCCAACAUUUCUGAAAUCAGGACAGCUCAGUUUUCACACUUAGGACAUAAAGGGAAUUGCUUCUGCUAUAAAGAAAUUGUGUGUGUGUGAGUGUGUGUGUGCUUGUGUGUGUGUUGUAUAAUUAUUAAUGUCUCAAAUCUCUUUAUAAUAAAGAUACUGGCUUUGAGUUCUUUAUCUAGAGAUUUUUAUUGAAACAUAGAUGGUAAACUGUUGGAUAUAUUAGCAUUUACCAGCUCAGAUAAAACUGACAUAUUCUGAAGUAAAAACAAACCUUUGAAAAUGGCUCUUGGAAGAGAGUUCUCUGGGAUCUGAGGAGAUAUCGCCCUCAAUAUACCUCAAUAUACCUCAGUAUACCUUGCAAGUAUGAGGACUGAGAGCAGUCCCCAGAUCCCUCAUGACAAAGCUGAAUGCAGACAUAGGAAGAUGGUUCAGAGCGUACAAGCACUUUCUGCUUCACCUGAUGACCUCAGUCCAGAACCCAAGUAGAAGCCAGACAUCAUGGUGCAAGGGUUUGUAAUCUCAGCUUGUCUCAGGAGAUGGAGGCAGAGACAAGAGUGCCCCUAGAAGUUCUUGACCCUCUGUUCUAGAGCCCGAAUCCUCUGUUCUAGAGCCUGCAUCCCUUGGUCUAGAGCCUGCACCUCUUGUUUUCCUUAUCUGCUUCACUGUAACGUGUCUACCAGCCAUCCAUGCCUUCUUUCCCUGCCUACCUCAGUACUUUCGACAUGUGGCAUUGCCUAACUAGCUCGGUGUUUUCCUAAUGAGCUUUGAAGUCUCCACUGCUUUGCUGCGUCUUUUUAUGCUCCCUCGGAAUACUGCACAGAAAGCUUCUUGAAGUAUUCUGAUGUCCUGUGUAGCCCAGAUUGACUUAGAAUUUGCUUAUCUUCUGCCCUCAGCUUCCUGAGUUCUGGGAUUGCAGGAAGCGUCAGGACAAUCAUGCCCAUGAGAACUCUCAACUGUUCAGGCCGUUGUACUUCAGUGAGACUGGCUGUUGAACUUUGCUGUAGUUGAUGAGCAGAAUUUCUGGGCUCUUCAUCAUCCCAGCCCCAUCCUAGUUGAAAAAGAUUCAAAUGCCCUAACUUUGCACUUUGCUUUUGAAGAAGGACAUUUCUAGGAUGGAGAGAACUGUGUUAUAGUUUGGUUCCAGGACACUGGCAUCCAAUGCCCACUGACUCCAGUGUGAGCGCGGAAGGUUCCAGAGAGAGGGAUCAGUCCGCGAGUUCACAACCAGGAACCCAGAAACAACCUGGCUUUAAAAAGCACAGCAUUGGAGACACUCCAUGAGUCUGCUUGGCUUCCGGGCAAAGUAGCAUUUAAGACCUUGUGUUAAAAUGGACACCGGGGACACAGCUCUAGGACAAAAAGCUACCUCAAGGUCUGGAGAAACUGACAGCGUGUCUGGUAGAUGGAGGCAGGAACAAUCAGCUGUUCUUAAGAUGAGCACUUUCAGCAGUCAGGAAGGGCCAAGACAACCACAGAUAGAUCCUGAGCAGAUCGGAAAUGCAGCUUCGGCGCAGCUGUUUGGUUCUGGGAAGCUGGCCUCGCCUGGCGAGGGCCUACAUCAAGUCACAGAGAAGCAAUACCCACCUCACCGUCCGAGUCCCUACCCAUGCCAACACUCGCUCUCUUUCCCUCAGCAUUCACUAUCCCAGGGCAUGACGCACAGCCACAAGCCACACCAGAGCCUAGAGGGCCCUCCCUGGCUUUUCCCUGGCCCUUUGCCAUCUGUCGCCUCUGAGGACCUAUUUCCUUUUCCAAUGCACGGCCACAGCGGUGGUUAUCCUAGAAAAAAGAUCUCAAAUCUCAACCCUGCUUACAGCCAAUACUCCCAGAAAAGUAUCGAACAGGCAGAAGAUGCUCACAAGAAAGAGCACAAACCCAAAAAGCCAGGCAAGUAUAUCUGCCCGUACUGCAGCAGGGCAUGUGCGAAACCCAGCGUCUUAAAGAAACACAUCAGGUCCCAUACUGGUGAGCGGCCGUAUCCAUGUAUACCUUGUGGCUUCUCUUUCAAGACAAAGAGUAAUUUGUACAAGCACAGGAAGUCUCAUGCCCAUGCAAUUAAGGCAGGCUUGGUACCCUUCACUGAGUCGUCUGUAUCCAAAUUGGACCUCGAGGCUGGUUUUAUCGAUGUAGAAGCAGAGAUCCACUCAGACGGUGAGCAGAGCACAGACACGGAUGAGGAGAGCUCUUUAUUUGCUGAGGCUUCUGACAAAGUGAGCCCUGGCCCUCCCGUCCCUUUGGACAUUGCUAGCAGAGGUGGCUACCAUGGGUCCUUGGAAGAAUCUUUGGGAGGUCCCAUGAAGGUGCCAAUUUUGAUUAUUCCCAAAAGUGGGAUCCCACUAGCCAGUGAGGGCUCUCAGUAUCUGAGCUCUGAAAUGCUCCCCAAUCCGUCUCUGAAUGCUAAGGCGGAUGACUCUCACACGGUGAAACAGAAACUUGCGCUGAGACUGUCAGAGAAGAAAGGACAAGACUCUGAGCCAUCCCUUAACCUCCUGAGCCCGCACAGCAAGGGGAGUACGGACUCUGGUUACUUUUCUCGCUCAGAAAGUGCGGAGCAGCAGAUCAGCCCACCCAACACAAACGCCAAGUCUUAUGAAGAAAUCAUUUUUGGAAAAUACUGUCGACUUAGUCCAAGGAAUACACUUAGUGUUACUCCCACCGGUCAGGAGCGCACCGCCAUGGGGCGCAGGGGCAUCAUGGAACCAUUACCUCAUUUAAACACCCGGUUGGAGGUCAAGAUGUUUGAAGAUCCUAUCUCUCAACUGAAUCCCAGCAAAGGAGAAAUGGACCCCGGUCAAAUCAACAUGUUGAAGACCACGAAAUUCAACAGUGAGUGUCGGCAACCACAAGCCAUCCCGUCCUCUGUUAGGAAUGAAGGAAAACCUUACCCAGGCAACUUCCUAGGCAGCAAUCCAAUGCUCUUAGAAGCUCCUGUGGACUCUUCACCCCUUAUUAGAAGCAACUCGAUGCCAACGUCUUCAGCAACAAAUUUAAGUGUCCCUCCUUCUUUGAGAGGAAGCCACUCGUUUGAUGAAAGGAUGACAGGGUCUGAUGAUGUGUUCUAUCCCGGCACUGUGGGCAUACCUCCCCAGCGCAUGCUCAGACGGCAAGCAGCCUUCGAGCUGCCGUCGGUCCAGGAGGGCCACAUGGAGUCUGAGCACCCUGCACGGGUAUCCAAGGGCCUUGCCAGUCCAUCCCUGAAGGAAAAGAAAUUACUUCCCGGAGACAGGCCCGGCUAUGACUACGAUGUCUGCCGUAAACCAUACAAGAAAUGGGAAGACUCUGAAACACUGAAACAGAGCUACCUGGGUUCCUUCAAGCAAGGAGGGGAAUAUUUUAUGGACCCCUCGGUGCCAGUGCAGGGAGUGCCAACCAUGUUCGGGACUACCUGUGAGAACAGAAAACGCAGGAAAGAGAAGAGCGUGGGAGAUGAAGAGGAUGUUCCCAUGAUCUGUGGUGGCAUGGGAAAUGCUCCCGUGGGCAUGAUGUCCUCAGAGUACGACCCCAAGCUGCAGGACGGAGGAAGGAGUGGCUUUGCCAUGACUGCACACGAGAGCCUUGCUCAUGGUCACUCCGACCGUCUAGACCCAGCUCGACCCCAGCUGCCAUCUAGAAGUCCAUCCCUUGGGUCUGAGGAUUUGCCCUUGGCUGCUGAUCCAGACAAGAUGACAGACCUGGGCAAGAAGCCUCCAGGAAAUGUGAUUUCAGUGAUCCAGCACACAAACUCGCUGAGCCGGCCCAAUUCCUUUGAAAGAUCUGAGUCAACAGAAAUGGUGGCCUGCCCACAGGACAAGACCCCUUCACCUGCUGAGACAUGUGACAGUGAGGUUUUGGAAGCCCCUGUAAGCCCAGAGUGGGCUCCUCCAGGGGAUGGUGGAGAAAGCGGAAGCAAGCCAACCCCUUCACAGCAGGUACCACAGCACUCCUACCAUGCACAGCCAAGGCUUGUUCGCCAGCACAAUAUCCAGGUUCCUGAAAUCAGAGUCACAGAGGAACCUGACAAGCCCGAGAAGGAGAAGGAAGCUCCUACCAAGGAGCCUGAGAAGCCAGUGGAGGAAUUCCAGUGGCCUCAGAGAAGCGAAACUCUUUCCCAACUCCCUGCUGAGAAGUUGCCUCCCAAAAAGAAACGCUUGAGGCUUGCAGAUUUGGAACACUCCUCAGGGGAAUCCAGCUUUGAGUCCACAGGCACCGGCCUCUCUAGGAGUCCCAGCCAAGAAAGCAACUUAUCCCACAGUUCCAGUUUCUCCAUGUCCUUUGAUAGAGAAGAAACGGUUAAGCUCACUGCACCUCCUAAGCAGGAUGAGAGCGGGAAGCAUUCUGAGUUUCUGACUGUCCCUGCGGGUUCAUACUCAUUGUCUGUUCCGGGUCAUCACCACCAGAAAGAAAUGCGGCGUUGCUCCUCCGAGCAGAUGCCCUGUCCUCACCCGACGGAAGUCCCAGAAAUACGGAGUAAAUCGUUUGAUUAUGGGAACCUGUCCCACGCUCCAGUGGCUGGAACAUCCCCAUCAACACUAUCACCGUCCCGGGAGAGGAAGAAAUGCUUUUUGGUGCGUCAGGCUUCCUUCAGUGGCUCCCCAGAAAUUGCCCAAGGUGAAGCCGGCGUGGACCCCAGCGUCAAGCAGGAGCACAUGGAGCACUUGCACGCUGGCCUCAGGGCUGCGUGGUCCUCUGUGCUUCCACCUCUGCCAGGGGAUGACCCAGGAAAGCAGGUCGGUACUUGUGGCCCACUGAGCUCAGGGCCACCACUCCACCUUACCCAGCAGCAGAUCAUGCACAUGGACAGUCAGGAAUCUCUGAGAAAUCCGUUGAUUCAACCAACAUCCUACAUGACGAGCAAGCACUUACCCGAACAGCCACAUCUGUUUCCACAUCAAGAUGCGGUCCCAUUUUCUCCUAUCCAGAAUGCCUUGUUUCAGUUUCAGUACCCGACUGUGUGUAUGGUUCAUCUGCCAGCUCAGCAGCCUCCCUGGUGGCAGACACAUUUCCCCCAUCCCUUCGCUCCACACCCUCAGAACAGCUACAGUAAGCCUCCCUUCCAAGCUGACCUUCAUUCUAGCUACCCCUUAGAGCAUGUAGCAGAACACACUGGAAAGAAAUCUGCUGACUAUCCCCAUGCGAAAGAGCAGACUUACCCGUGUUAUUCCGGAACAUCAGGGCUACACUCCAAGAACCUCCCUCUGAAGUUUCCAUCAGACCCGGGCAGUAAGUCCACUGAAACGCCCACGGAGCAGCUCCUUCGAGAAGAUUUCGCCUCAGAAAAUGCUGGGCCUUUGCAGUCCCUACCGGGAACAGUGGUUCCUGUUCGGAUCCAGACCCACGUUCCAUCCUACGGAAGUGUCAUGUACACAAGCAUUUCUCAGAUACUUGGACAGAACAGCCCCGCCAUCGUCAUAUGCAAGGUCGAUGAGAAUAUGACCCAAAGAACACUGGUAACCAAUGCAGCCAUGCAAGGGAUAGGAUUAAACAUAGCUCAAGUGCUUGGGCAGCACACGGGCUUGGAAAAAUACCCUCUUUGGAAAGUACCUCAGACCUUACCCCUGGGCUUAGAGUCCUCUAUCCCCUUGUGUUUACCGUCCACCUCAGACAACGCAGCCUCUCUCGGAGGAAGCAAGCGGAUGCUCUCUCCAGCCAGCAGUUUGGAGCUCUUCAUGGAAACCAAGCAACAGAAACGGGUGAAAGAGGAGAAGAUGUACGGGCAGAUUGUGGAAGAACUCAGUGCCGUGGAGCUAACCAACUCAGACAUCAAGAAGGGCCUUUCCCGGCCCCAGAAGCCCCAGCUCGUGAGGCAGGGGUGUGCUUCGGAGCCAAAGGAUGGCUGCUUCCAGUCAAGGUCUUCUUCCUUCUCCUCCCUGUCACCCUCCUCUUCUCAAGACCAUCCGUCUGCCAGCGGGCCCUUCCCUCCCAACAGGGAGAUUCUUCCAGGGUCCAGGGCUCCGCCGCGACGGAAGUUCAGCGGGCCCUCAGAAAGCAGAGAGUCCUCCGAUGAGCUGGACAUGGAUGAGACGUCGUCAGACAUGAGCAUGAGCCCUCAGAGCUCUGCACUGCCCACCGGAGGCGGUCAGCAGGAAGAGGAAGGGAAAGCCCGCAAGCUGCCCGUCAGCAUGCUGGUCCACAUGGCCUCUGGUCCUGGAGGAAAUGUGGCAAAUUCCACUCUUCUUUUCACAGACGUGGCCGAUUUCCAGCAGAUACUUCAGUUCCCCAGUCUGCGGACAACUACUACUGUGAGUUGGUGCUUCUUAAAUUAUACAAAACCCAGUUUUGUGCAACAGGCCACCUUCAAAUCCUCCGUUUAUGCUUCAUGGUGCAUUAGUUCCUGUAACCCAAACCCAUCAGGAUUGAACACCAAGACCACGCUGGCCCUUCUGAGAUCCAAACAAAAAAUUACUGCAGAAAUUUAUACUCUGGCUGCUAUGCACAGGCCCGGAGCUGGUAAGCUCACUUCAUCCAGCGUCUGGAAGCAGUUUGCACAGAUGAAGCCUGAUGCGCCCUUCUUGUUUGGCAACAAACUAGAAAGGAAAUUAGCAGGAAAUGUCCUAAAGGAAAGAGGGAAAGGAGAGAUUCACGGAGAUAAAGAUCUUGGAUCCAAACAAACUGAGCCAAUCCGAAUUAAGAUCUUUGAAGGGGGGUACAAAUCCAAUGAAGAUUAUGUGUAUGUCAGAGGACGUGGACGGGGAAAGUAUAUUUGUGAAGAGUGUGGAAUUCGCUGUAAGAAGCCAAGUAUGCUCAAAAAACACAUACGCACUCAUACUGAUGUUCGGCCUUAUGUAUGCAAGUUAUGUAAUUUUGCCUUCAAAACGAAAGGAAACCUAACAAAACACAUGAAAUCUAAGGCCCACAUGAAAAAGUGUCUGGAGCUGGGCGUGUCGAUGACAUCAGUAGAUGACACAGAAACAGAAGAAGCAGAAAAUAUGGAAGAGUUGCACAAAACAUCUGAGAAGCACAGCAUGUCCGGCAUCUCCACUGAUCACCAGUUCUCCGAUGCGGAGGAAUCGGAUGGGGAAGAUGGAGAUGACAACGAUGAUGAUGAUGAAGAUGACGAUGACUUUGAUGACCAAGGAGAUUUGACACCCAAAACAAGGUCAAGAAGCACCAGUCCUCAGCCUCCUAGGUUCUCCUCCUUGCCUGUCAAUGUUGGCGCUGUAGCCCAUGGCGUCCCUUCAGAUAGCUCUCUGGGACAUUCGUCAUUGAUCAGCUAUUUGGUCACUCUACCGAGUAUUCAGGUUACUCAGCUCAUGACACCCAGUGACUCUUGUGAUGACACUCAGAUGACAGAAUAUCAGAGGCUGUUCCAGAGCAAAAGCACAGACUCUGAACCGGACAAAGACAGGUUAGACAUCCCAAGCUCCAUGGACGAAGAGGCCAUGUUGUCUUCAGAGCCAAGCUCCUCCCCAAGGGACUUCUCCCCCUCAAGCUACCGUUCCUCCCCAGGCUAUGAUUCUUCACCCUGUCGAGAUAAUUCGCCAAAGAGGUAUCUGAUACCCAAAGGAGAUUUGUCACCCAGAAGACAUUUAUCACCUAGACGAGACCUGUCGCCGAUGAGGCAUCUGUCACCAAGAAAAGAAGCUGCAUUGAGGAGAGAGAUGUCCCAAGGGGAUGCCUCACCAAGAAGGCACUUGUCCCCAAGGAGACCAUUGUCUCCUGGAAAGGACAUUACAGCAAGAAGAGAUCUCUCUCCCAGAAGAGAGAGAAGAUAUAUGACCACCAUCAGAGCACCGUCUCCCAGAAGGGCUUUAUAUCCUAACCCUCCAUUAUCCAUGGGACAGUAUCUACAAACAGAGCCAAUUGUAUUGGGGCCUCCUAAUCUAAGAAGAGGAAUACCUCAGGUUCCUUACUUCAGUCUCUAUGGAGACCAAGAAGGUGCUUAUGAACAUCACGGCUCCAGCCUUUUCCCUGAGGGUCCUACUGACUAUGUCUUCAGUCAUCUUCCACUACACUCUCAGCAGCAAGUACGAGCUCCUAUACCCAUGGUGCCAGUUGGUGGGAUCCAAAUGGUUCACUCCUUGCCGCCUGCCCUUUCCGGUUUACAUCCUCCACCCACAUUGCCUCUGCCCACAGAGGGCUCUGAGGAGAAGAAAGGAGCACCAGGGGAGGCCUUUGCCAAGGAUCCCUACAUCCUUUCCAGGCGGCAUGAGAAACAAGCCCCUCAAGUUUUGCAGUCAUCUGGUCUACCUAGUUCUCCCUCCUCCCCACGGCUAUUGAUGAAACAGAGUACUUCAGAAGACAGCCUAAAUUCCACGGAGAGAGAACAGGAGGAAAACAUACAGACUUGUACAAAAGCCAUUGCCUCACUCCGGAUUGCAACAGAAGAGGCAGCUCUGCUUGGGGCUGACCCUCCCACAUGGGUACAAGAGUCCCCCCAGAAACCCUUGGAAAGUGCACACGUCAGCAUUAGACACUUUGGCGGGCCUGAGCCAGGUCAGCCCUGUACCUCAGCCGCCCACCCUGACUUACAUGAUGGUGAAAAGGACACUUUUGGUACAUCACAGACUGCAGUAGCUCACCCCACGUUUUACAGCAAGAGCAGUGUGGAUGAGAAGCGGGUGGACUUUCAGAGCAGCAAGGAAUUAUCUUUAAGCACAGAGGAAGGCAAUGAACCUUCACCAGAAAAGAAUCAACUCCAUUGAUCUGCAAUGCAUGGACACAUUCAUUUCCACAUUUCCCCCUCCCCUGUUUUGUUUUUGUUUUUCUAGGAAUAGAAGUAAACAAGUUGAUAGCAUGCCUGUCCUAAGUUACAGUAGUUGGCUAUUAUAAAUACUUUUGUUAUUUUGAAAACAAUUAGGUAAAUUAACAAGUCAUCUUGAGCCUGACCAAAACAAAAUUUGAAAUUAACCUAUUGGGUCUGGUACUUUGAAAAUUGUACAGAUGUUUGUGCCUUUUCUUUACUUUGCUUAUAUUCUUAUAAGCAUUUUUUAGCAGUAAUUUGUACAUAUUUUAGAAUUUGUGUAUCUGCUUUGUAAUAAAUGUAAUCUCUUUCCUCUUUUGGACACUUGGAUCUAAACGAUGUAAAGCAAAGCAGCAUCUAUAUAUAUGUGAGGUUGCACUAAAACAUAUUUUUAUAUGAUAAAAACUGAACAGCUUUUAUGUACAGCUCUGAUUCUGUAAUACUAAUAUUUAUUUUAUUUCAUAAACUGUACAUUUUUCUUAAUGUUGUGGAUUGCUUUUCUAUGUGACGCAUGGAUUUAACUGUUGCGAAACUAGAACGGAAAUGUCCAUUGUAAGCAAGAUAUUUAAACUAGAAUAUCUUAUUCUGCACUUAUGCAUUAGUUACAAAAAAAAGAUAAAGAACGUAUCAGUCGGUUCUUAACUUGUAAAUUCUUUUUGUCUCUUGUUUGCUGGAUUGACAAUAACUUAAGUGCUGGUUGUGAUUUUAAAUGGAUAGUACCGUAAAGCAUUAAAGUAAACAAUGUGCUAUUGUGAGUUUUUUCAAAGCUUUAUAAAUCAGUUAUAAAUAAUAUUAAAAGUAUUUGGUCUUAUGUGAACAUGUUGAUCUAUAUACUCAUCUAAAAAUAUGGGAAAAACAUUCCGCCCCAUGUAAAUAUGUACAAGUGCAUCACUGGUACAAUUUUCUGUUACUCGGUUGGACACGAGGUUGCCACAGACCUAUGCUAGAGUGUCUUUAAAAUUAAAGUGAGAAAGCACAUGGACUGUGUAGAGCUUGGUUAUCGGCCGGCCCGGUGGCUUGGUAGGCAGUGCUGUGCACUGCCCAUGGAGAAGACCUGGGCUUAAAAAAAUCUUGGUUCUUGCUGCACAGGAUAGUGACUGGAACUAUGGCUGCAGGGAGGGUUCGCACUUGGACUCGAGGGUUGGGUGUGGAAGUGGGGAAAGGGGAUGGAGACCUGCUCCCCAGCUCUUCCCAUCAGCCAGUCCACAUGGUUACAGGGUUACCAUCAGCAUUAGGAAAUGUCACCUUACCCUUCUGUACAGGGAAAGAGUGUCACUCCUGGCUGUCUCAGGGGGAAUGAAGAAGAGAAGCCUUCAAGAGAAAGCAGCUCUUGGUAGGAGGAAGUUUUUUUUGUAUAUAACCUUCAGAAUGGCUUUUGAUCAGUGUUGAAGGUGGGAAGAGCCUUUGCAGGUCCAGAAGAGCGGAGCAGAGGGGUACAGCAACAUGUGCACACGCAUGCACAUGUUUGUGCAUGCGCACACACAAUCUGGGUUAUCUUUGUGCUAUAUAGUGGAUUAUAAUUCUGUGAAACCAAGUUUGUAUAUUGAAUUACAUUAAGGAGUGUUCUUUAAAAAGAGAAAUAAAUAUACAAUUAAA
Mus musculus (house mouse) is the source of this 12819-nucleotide messenger RNA. RefSeq names its product human immunodeficiency virus type I enhancer binding protein 2 (gene Hivep2). The transcript is spliced from 12 exons. Gene Ontology annotation, cellular component: nucleoplasm; nucleus. Bases 3893 to 11185 code for a protein of 2430 amino acids. The record is from RefSeq and is a predicted model, not a curated record. NCBI's taxonomy places the organism in Eukaryota, Metazoa, Chordata, Mammalia, Rodentia, Muridae.